Messenger RNA from Dichomitus squalens LYAD-421 SS1, 2722 nucleotides. Its product is annotated as kinase-like protein. Gene Ontology annotation, molecular function: protein kinase activity; ATP binding. The transcript has 8 exons. The record is from RefSeq and is a predicted model, not a curated record. Gene Ontology annotation, biological process: chromosome segregation; protein phosphorylation. Gene Ontology annotation, cellular component: centrosome; nucleus; cytoplasm. Bases 34 to 2472 code for a protein of 812 amino acids. NCBI's taxonomy places the organism in Eukaryota, Fungi, Basidiomycota, Agaricomycetes, Polyporales, Polyporaceae.
UCUCCCUCUCCCGCCUUUCCCGCCUCUCCCGCCAUGGCCUCUCCGCUGGACCUCUACGAGCCUCUUGAUGUUGUCGGUAACGGCUCUUUUGGCAUCAUUCGCAAGGUACGACGGAAGGCGGACGGUCUCAUCUUCGCGCGCAAGGAACUCAACUUCGAACGCAUGACAGAGCGCGACCGCAAGCAGAUUGUUGCUGAAGUUAACAUCCUCAAGGAUCUCCAUCACGAACACAUCGUACGCUAUCACGACCGACACGUUGACCGCGAUGCAGGCAUCCUUUACAUCCUCAUGGAAUUUUGCGGAGGCGGCGACCUCUCCACUGUCAUCAAGCAAGCCCAGCGCCAUAACCGACUCAUCCCCGAAGACACCAUCUGGAACUAUUUUAUGCAAAUCCUCCUCGCGCUCAACUACUGUCACCACCCCAAUAGCGGACACGGGAGGACAAGUAGUGUGGGGACGCCAGACAGCGACGGCAAAGAGAAGAGGGCACAGAUUCUUCACCGUGACUUGAAGCCGGACAACGUGUUCCUUGAUGAAGGCAACCUUGUCAAGCUCGGUGACUUUGGUCUCUCGAAAGCCCUCCCACAAGCCAGCUUCGCCCAAACAUACGUUGGGACGCCAUACUAUAUGUCCCCAGAACUCAUGCAAGAAAAGGCGUACGACUCAAAAUCAGACAUCUGGUCAUUAGGAUGCUUGGUUUACGAGCUGUGCGCACUCAAACCACCAUUCCAUGAAGCGAAGACACACGCAGAACUCAGCAUCCUUAUCCGCAAUGGUCGCAUACCUCCAUUACCGAAGGGCUACAGUCCAGCACUCACCGCCGUCAUCAAGUCGAUGCUCAACCUCAACCCCGCCAUGCGUCCGUCCGCUAGCCAACUCCUGCAACACGAGCGCAUCGACCUCGCGUACAAGGUCUUCGAGACCCAGAAGAUGCUCAACACCGUCAAGUCGCAUAAGAGCAGCCUCCUCGCAAAAGAACGCGACCUCGUCGCACGAGAAACGACCCUCGCCGAGCGCGAGGCGAAGCUCGCUGCGGUCGUCGCGCAGAAGGACGAGGAGCUCGCGUCGCUCCGCACCGUGCUCGCCACCGCGGAGUCCACACUGCAGCAGCGCGUCCGGCAGGCCGUCGCGCGGCGCGACGAGGAGCUGCGCGCGAUGGUGCUCAAGCAGGAGCAGGAGGUCGCGGAGCGCAUGACGCGCCGCGAGCAGGAGAUCAUGGACGCCGUCAGGCGGCGGGAGGAGGAGAUGGCGCGGAUGUGGGCUGAGUGGGAGCGCCAGACGAGGGAGGGCAUGGGCCGCGCCGUCGAGGAGCGCAUGCAGUGGGUCCAGCAGCGUGCGGAGGAGCUCGAGCGUGAGCGGCUGCAGCUCGACGGCGUGCGGCGCGAGCUCGACGCGAAGAUGAAGGCGCUGGAGGCUGCGCCUGCGGUCACGGGGGUAGGGGAGAGGAGGACGAGGUCAAAGAACCCGCUGGAGGAGGUCAAGAACAUCAUGGCGCCCCUCAGCCGUCUGGCGGACUCGCCGGAGCCGAUCAGGGCCGCGCCGUACAAGCUGCCCGAGUUCAAGACGCCGAUGCCGACCAAGUCGGUGAACCUCGACCUCGAGAUGGCGCCGCCGUCGGCGAUGAAGGGCGUCAUCCUCACCGCGACGGGCGAGCCCGUCGCCACCCCGACCCAGGCCGAGCUCGCGAAGCUGUUCGUGGAGACGCCCAGGGUCGGCCUGAACUUCGCGAAGAUCUUCGACUUCGACGCGGAGGAGAGCGGCGAGAGCGAGGGCGAGCUCGACGAGGACGGGUACGAGACGGACAGCAGGCCGCGCGGGAGCAGGCGGGACAAGGACAAGGACGCGGAGGAGUCGGACGGCGAGAGCACGCCGACGCAGUCGACGGCGAGCAGCACCUCGAGCGCCGGAAACGCGACGCUGACGGCGGCGCCUGCGGUGAAGCCGACCCGGCUACGCCGCCCCUCCAUUCGCGCUGCGUCUGCGUCUGCGGCAGUGCGCUCGGCGAGCGCCGCAGUGGAGGCGGGGAGCUCGUCGUCGAGUUCCGCGCGCAACAAGGUGAAGCGUGCAGCCUCGACGUCUGCCGUGACGUCUGCGUCUGCGUCUGUCGCCCCCGCCAAGACGGCCGCUGCGUCGGUCGCAUCGCUCGCGCAGGCACCAGAGCCGAAGUACGAUUCUAAUGACGUGGAGAACCUGCCGAGCCCGUUCCUCAAGAAGGUGGAGGACCGCGCGGCGCCUGCACCAACCGCGAGCAAGCCCGCGACGGCGGCGAGAACGGGCCCGAGGAAAAGCGGGACGACGUUGCGCGCGAUGGCGGCGAUGAACGCGGCGAAGGCGAGCUCGCGCGCACCGUCGUCGAGCGCGAGCAUGGGGAACCUAGCGGGCAAUUCUGCGUCGACGGCGGUCCGGUCGUCCAUCGCGAAGGCGCAGAGGGCGAACGAGGAGGCGCGGAAAGCGCUGGGAACGCGAGCGUGACGAACGUCCUCAUGCGAUGUGAAAGCGAGGCAGCUCGCUAGGACAUGAACAGUUACGACUUGCGCGUGCAGAACUCUGUGCGCGCGACUUGAAUGCUCUCCUGGGACACCCCUUACGCUGUCGACGGUGAUGAUGUUUCUCCACGAGUGCUGCUGUUGUUCGUUUGACGGCUGACCAGCUGUUGUUUGGGAUACGCGCGAUAUACGUAAUGUUAUAUACCUUUGGGUCUGUGCAUAUGAUCACUGUACAC